This is a messenger RNA of Zea mays, 5437 nucleotides long. RefSeq names its product cullin-1-like. Gene Ontology annotation, biological process: ubiquitin-dependent protein catabolic process. The record is from RefSeq and is a predicted model, not a curated record. The transcript is spliced from 18 exons. Gene Ontology annotation, cellular component: cullin-RING ubiquitin ligase complex. Lineage: Eukaryota; Viridiplantae; Streptophyta; Magnoliopsida; Poales; Poaceae. Gene Ontology annotation, molecular function: ubiquitin protein ligase binding. Bases 3048 to 5048 code for a protein of 666 amino acids.
GAGGAACCAGUCUAAGCCACCACCCAGGCCCAGCUCACCUCUUUCCUCUCUUCUCAUGCCCACGCGCUCGCCUAUCUCAUAGUCCUUCCCCAUUCCGCCUCUCUAGCUGGCCUGUCGAGGACCCUCGCCAUCCUCCCCAGGCGCACCACCAAACGGUCCAAACCCCCAGCGGCGGCGCUAGGAUUUGAGUCUCAGCGCGCCGGCACCGCCACCGCCACCGGCGGUGAUGGCAGGGCAGGAGCGUAGGACAAUCGAUCUGGAGGAGGGAUGGGCGUUUAUGCAGAAGGGUAUCACCAAGCUGAAGAACAUCCUCGAGGGCAAGCCCGAGCCUCAGUUCAGCUCCGAGGACUACAUGAUGCUCUACACGACGAUAUACAACAUGUGCACGCAGAAGCCGCCGCACGACUACUCGCAGCAGCUCUACGACAAGUAUCGGGAGUCGUUCGAGGAGUAUAUCACCUCCAUGAGAGGAGUAAGGCAGCUUGGAUGGGAGUUUUUUUAGCUUUUGUUGACGGGGAACAAAUCGUGCUCUCAGAGCCUGGGGCUCACAUGAGCACUUCAAAUCUGGUACGUUCUGUGAGCAAUCAACGUUAAGGUGGGAGGGGAUAAAUGGAAAAUUGCCAUCGAAUCGAAACUGAGUUGAAGGGAGGUAAAUGAAAAAUUACUGAUCACUGUUGUAUUGCUCACAAAGGGGCUGAUUGGUUUGCUGCGCGCUGAACCAGGCUCGCGAGAUGCAGGAAGCGCUAGUUUGGUUGCUUGGUCCAGCUACCGAGCUAGGCUCCCAGCAUGCAAAAGUGCCCACUCUACCAGGCGCCGGGGAGACGUGAGAAUCUGUUGUUUCGGGCGAGCCAGUCUCGAGCGGUGCAAGAACGAGCUGCUUUGGCAAGCAUGCAGAGAAGAAAAUGCUGCUGGGCCCGAGACAUGCAGGCAACCAAUCGUUCUGUGAGCAAUCAACGUUAAGGUGGGAGGGGAUAAAUGGAAAAUUGCCAUCGAAUCGAAACUGAGUUGAAGGGAGGUAAAUGAAAAAUUACUGAUCACUGUUGUAUUGCUCACAAAGGGGCUGAUUGGUUUGCUGCGCGCUGAACCAGGCUCGCGAGAUGCAGGAAGCGCUAGUUUGGUUGCUUGGUCCAGCUACCGAGCUAGGCUCCCAGCAUGCAAAAGUGCCCACUCUACCAGGCGCCGGGGAGACGUGAGAAUCUGUUGUUUCGGGCGAGCCAGUCUCGAGCGGUGCAAGAACGAGCUGCUUUGGCAAGCAUGCAGAGAAGAAAAUGCUGCUGGGCCCGAGACAUGCAGGCAACCAAUCGUUGUCUCCACCAGGCCUGGCUGUAUAGAUACGGAAACCAGUCAAAGCGCUACUGCACCUCUAGAGCCUGACUCCUGCUUUGGUGUAUAUGGCGAUGUCCUCAUUUCCUUCUGUGUUUCUGCUAAAUGAUACAUUGAUCACUAGUCAGGUUCAUUCACUCUGUAGAUGGACAUUCUUUUGGGAAAAAAUGAGAGUUGUUUGCCAUAUAUGAUAGGUGGUGAAUUCUUAUAGUAUAUAGAAUUUUCCUGAUCUGUUUGAUUGUAAUUUGUAAAUGAAUUAAUUAAAACUUUCUAAUGCUGCAAAUAUUGCAGUGGCAGUGCUCUCUUCCCCUUCAUCUGUCCAUCUCUUGAUUUUUAGAGGGUAAUUCAAUCUCUUUAAUUUUAUUGUAAGCAUCUUGAUUUGGUGAAACACUUGAUCUAGCUACUUGACGUGCCUUGUAACAAUUCUGUGUCCAUUUGUUUGUACACUUGUGCCUGCUGUUCUGUUGGCUCCAGUAGAUUCAUUAGAUGUCCUGUGAUAUUGCUGUGUCUAUUUUCAUUCGCUGUUUGUUGGAACUUGUAGCUUCUGUUAUGGGCUUAUCGAGGGUAGACAGCAAACCAGGAUUAUUUCAUUCACUCCGUAGAUACAAAUUUCUUUUUGGGAGAAUGAGGGUUGUUUGUCAUAGAUGGUAGAACCCUUUUGUAAUAAUAUAUACAAUUGUCCUGAUCUGUUUGAUUGUAAUUUGUGAAUGGAGUAAUCAGAACUUCUUUCAUGCUCUCUUCCCCUUCUUUUGUGUAUUUUAAAUUUCUGCAGCACAAUUCAAUCUCUUUAAUUUUAUAAUUGUAAGCAUCUUGAUUGGCGAAACAAUUGUCCCAUCUACUUGACAAACAAUUUUGUGCCCAUUCUUUGUACAUUGUAGCUCAUUUCUUAUCUUUAUACCCUUUAAAGCAUGAGUUUCGUGCGUCAUGCGCGAAGGGCGUAGCGUCGAUCUGUUUAUUCUCUCCCCACGUCUUGGCUAACAACUAGGCCGUUACCUUCCAGAUGGGCCGUGAGAAAACACCUAAGCGCAACAUAACACCAAGCCACACGCAGCGCAACGCUCCUGGAUAAUACCACCUCGCUAGCUGAAGGAGUAUGAGCGACCGAGCGAGCUAUAGAAAGGGGGCAUGUCUCCUUUUCAACUCAUAUCUUUCUUGGCCUUUUGGCUAAGACAAAGUGUAGUGUCUGCAGUUUAAUAUCUGCUAUGUGGGCCAUAUGUCCACUUUAAUUUUAUUUUUUUAUUGGAAGGGUCCAACUUUAAUCUUAAAUUUGAUUUUUGUGGGGCGGGUCCAUCACACUGGGUUGCCACUGGACCCUUGGGUGUCAUACAAUUGUUGCGCUAUACCAUCAAAUAUGAUUGGUGUACCGUCACACGGGCAUUGUACUAGUAUAUCAUGUAGACUGUAGAGAGCACCUUUUUGUGUUUUUGCACCGCCUCCUAAUGGACAGGAGUUGGACACUAAUUGAUGCUAUCUAUGGCAGGAAGAUAAAUAAUGGAUUGCAUAAUUGAAUACACAUGGAUGCUAGUUUCAAUUUGCAGGAGCUUUUCUGCAGCUUGCUAAUUUAUUGUUUAAUGAGCAUCUUUAAUUUAUAAAAGAAACUUAUAUACCCUCCUUGAGUUACAGGUGUUUUUAUGACUAGAGAUUGAACCCACGAGUUGUAUGAUGCUUUCUUCAUUGUAUUUGUACGUUCACUUCUGAGAGCUUUCUCACUAAUUUUUAAUUUCAUGCAGGUACUACCUUCGCUAAGGGAGAAACAUGAUGAGUUUAUGCUGAGGGAGCUAGUGCAAAGGUGGUCAAACCAUAAAGUCAUGGUUCGUUGGCUCUCGCGUUUCUUUCAUUACCUUGACCGGUACUUCAUAUCAAGGAGGUCACUUACCCCACUUAAAGAAGUUGGUCUUACUUGCUUCCGAGAGUUGAUAUAUCAAGAGAUUAAAGGGCAAGUUAAAGAUGCGGUGAUAGCUCUGAUAGACAAAGAACGCGAGGGUGAACAGAUUGACCGGGGUCUGUUGAAGAAUGUAUUGGAUAUUUUUGUUGAAAUUGGGCUGGGUCAAAUGGAGUGUUAUGAGAAUGACUUUGAAGAUUUCUUGCUCAAGGAUACUACAGAGUACUACUCUGUCAAGGCUCAAAGCUGGAUUCUUGAGGACUCAUGCCCAGAUUACAUGAUUAAGGCUGAGGAGUGUUUGAAGCGGGAGAAGGAGCGGGUUGGUCACUAUUUGCAUAUUAGCAGUGAACAAAAGUUGUUGGAGAAAGUGCAAAAUGAAUUGCUUGCUCAGUAUGCAACCCCGCUGUUGGAGAAGGAGCAUUCUGGAUGUUCUGCUUUGCUUCGUGAUGAUAAGGUUGAGGACCUUUCUAGGAUGUACAGGCUCUUCUCCAAAAUCAGCCGCGGUCUGGAGCCUAUUUCUAACAUGUUUAAAACGCAUGUUACAAAUGAGGGCACAGCCUUGGUCAAGCAAGCAGAAGAUUCUGCUAGCAAUAAGAAGCCAGAAAAGAAGGAUAUAGUUGGCAUGCAGGAGCAGGUCUUUGUGUGGAAAAUCAUCGAGCUGCAUGACAAAUAUGUAGCUUAUGUGACAGAAUGUUUCCAGGGACAUACACUCUUCCAUAAGGCACUUAAAGAAGCCUUUGAGGUCUUCUGUAACAAAGGUGUCUCUGGCAGUUCGAGUGCCGAGUUGUUGGCUACCUUCUGCGACAAUAUUCUGAAGAAAGGUUGCAGUGAAAAGCUCAGUGAUGAAGCCAUCGAAGAUGCCCUUGAGAAGGUGGUGAGAAUGCUUGCAUACAUCAGUGAUAAAGACCUGUUUGCCGAGUUCUAUAGGAAGAAGCUUGCAAGAAGAUUACUUUUUGACAAAAGUGCUAAUGAUGAGCAUGAGAGAAGUAUUCUGACAAAGCUCAAACAACAGUGUGGGGGACAGUUUACUUCAAAAAUGGAGGGCAUGGUUACUGACCUUACUGUCGCUAGAGAUCAUCAAACUAAGUUUGAGGAGUUUGUAGCUGGACAUCCAGAGUUGAAUCCUGGGAUAGACUUAGCUGUUACUGUUUUGACAACGGGAUUCUGGCCAAGCUACAAAACUUUUGACAUAAACCUUCCUGCCGAGAUGGUGAAAUGUGUAGAGGUUUUCAAGGAGUUCUAUCAAACAAGAACAAAGCACAGGAAGCUGACAUGGAUUUAUUCCUUGGGAACCUGCAACAUCAAUGCUAAGUUUGAUGCUAAACCUAUUGAACUUAUUGUUACAACAUAUCAGGCUGCAUUGCUACUACUGUUUAAUGGAUCUGACAGGCUUAGUUAUUCUGAGAUUGUAACACAAUUAAACCUGUCAGAUGAUGAUGUAGUGCGUUUGCUCCAUUCUCUUUCUUGUGCGAAGUACAAGAUCCUUAACAAGGAACCGGCUAGUAGAUCCAUCUCUCCCAAUGAUGUUUUUGAGUUCAAUUCAAAGUUUACUGACAGAAUGAGAAGAAUCAAGGUUCCACUCCCUCCUGUUGAUGAGAAGAAAAAGGUUGUUGAAGAUGUUGACAAAGACAGGAGGUAUGCAAUUGAUGCAUCAAUUGUGCGCAUUAUGAAGAGCCGCAAAGUUAUGGGUCAUCAACAGCUGGUUGCUGAAUGUGUUGAGCAGCUGAGCCGCAUGUUCAAGCCUGACUUCAAAGCCAUAAAGAAGAGGAUUGAGGAUCUCAUUACAAGGGACUACUUGGAGCGCGACAAGGACAACGCUAAUACGUACAAAUACCUUGCCUGAUUGGUGGUCAGUGGCAAAAGUCCAAAACAGCUCCCAGACUAGUGCAAUACCACGGGGGUGGCGAUCUCCUGCAAGGUGGUGGUGCGUCAACUUUUACCAUGAUUUGAGGUGCGUUAUGGUGAUUUGCGUGCUUAUGGGUCCUGCCACAGCAAGGGCUGCUCGCAUUUGUAAAUUGGCCGUUAAAAUAGACAAUCUUGACCUGCAUUAGAUGAUAUGAUGAUGAUAUGAGGAAUAGGAGAGGCACUCAAGUACUUGUUUGCCAUCUAUGCCAAUGUUUUACCUAUAUGUCUGUAUCAAUGUUUCAGUUAACUGAGAUGAGAUUAUGCUUGGGGGUUGCUUUGCUAUAUGAAAUGAGUGGAUACUAUGCGAAUUUGCAGUAUCGGUUUGUA